UGACAGUAAAGGCGUGUAUAGUGUGCUGUGCUUUAGGCAUGGGUUCGACACCUAAAUCGAUCGGUCUGGGAAAAUGUUUUUGUUGUAGUAGCAGCACUCUCUGUAGUGUAGACAAAGCACCUCCAAAAGCUACUGUUGUAUCAAAAAGUCUCUCUCUCUCUCUCUCGCUCUGUCUCUCUCUGCCCAUGUGAUGCUGCUGCCAUGGCAACAUGCUGAAUCAUUAUUUACGGUGUACUGCAUCCGACACGACUCCUCCUGAUGUAAUCCACUCAAGCAUCUAAGCCAGCCUCGCCGUCAUCCCCGUCCCGCAUGCAUUAGCAUAUCGAUCGAUGCACCCAUAUUUGAUGACGGGGAGACACUGACACCGAGGCGGCAUCGUGAGACGACGUGUUUCUACCGAGCCAGGUUGUCAAGCGAAAAGACGACCAACGGGGACGCGGAUGCUGUGGUAAGGCAGCCGUCUGGAUGGGCAACGUACCCACGACAGUGAAACACUGUCUGAGCCACGAGCAACUCGCUCGGGACUACCCGUGGCUGAAGCGGUGGCUCGUUGAAGAGAAGAGUCUUGGAGCGCACGAGUACCCAGAGUUUGUUAAAAUCGUUGAGGUCGGGCCAAGAGAUGGGCUUCAAAAUGAAAAGGAGAUUGUUCCGACGGAGGUCAAAGUCCAGCUGAUAGACAGGCUCUCAGACACAGGGCUGUCUGUAAUCGAGGCCACCAGCUUUGUGUCUUCAAAGUGGGUACCCCAGAUGGCCGACCACACUGAAGUUCUGCAAGGAAUCAGAAAGUCGCCGAACGUUCGCUAUCCCGUUUUGACGCCCAACAUGCACGGCUUCCAAAACGCGCUUGCGGCGGGUGCUACCGAAGUAGCGGUGUUCGGGUCGGCCUCAGAGACGUUCAGUAGGAAAAACAUCAACUGCUCCAUUGAUGAGAGCAUGCUGAGGUUUGAGGAAGUCCUCAACGCCGCCAAAGACCAGCAAAUCCCAGUGCGCGGAUAUGUUUCCUGUGCCCUGGGAUGCCCUCAUGAGGGACCAAUCGACCCUUCUAAAGUUACAGAGGUGGCGAAGAGGCUGUACGAGAUGGGCUGCUACGAGGUCUCCCUGGGGGACACCGUCGGGGUGGGGACCCCGGGCUCCAUGGCCGCGAUGCUCCGCAGCGUGACCCGGGAGGUGCCCUGCCGCGCCCUGGCCGUCCACUGCCACGACACCUACGGCCAGGCGCUCGCCAACAUCCUCACCGCGCUGCAGAUGGGGGUUUGUGUGGUGGAUUCGGCAGUAGCAGGCCUGGGGGGAUGCCCGUACGCCCAGGGUUCGUCUGGCAACGUGUCAACGGAGGACGUGCUCUACAUGCUCCACGGCAUGGGCAUUCAGACGGGAGUGGACCUCUCCAAAAUGAUCGCAGUGGGUGACUUCAUCUGUCACUCGCUGAACCGCAAGACAAACUCCAGGGUCGCGCAAGCACGAGGAUCGCAGCUGUGAAUCAAAGCCCGGGAGACGCAAUCCUUGGCACUUCAACUGCUGGUGUGUCAGUCAACUCCUUUUCCCGUUUCCCCUGGUGACGCAGCCAGCAGACGGGGCAGUAACAGGGCAGCUGUGUUGAGAGGCUAUAGGAAGAUACAAGGUCGGUGGCAGUCACACAGAAUGAGAAGGAUUUAGGUAUUGCCCUACUCAACUGACGUGGCCAAAGAAGUCUGAUUUAGAUAUUUAUUGUAACUUAUUUUACCUUUAUCAAAUACAUAGGCUAUUGAGGCCAACAAAGUAACACCCGCACAUACACACAUCCACACAUUGAUAAUGAUGCCUCAAAUCCCAACCCCCUGAGCUCAAUUACCAUUGCCAAAGAUUCCUGAUUUGGAAAUAUAUGGAGAGAGAGAGAGAGAGAGAGAGAGAGAGAGAGAGAGAGAGAGAGAGAGAGA
Messenger RNA from Gadus morhua (Atlantic cod), 1913 nucleotides. RefSeq names its product 3-hydroxymethyl-3-methylglutaryl-CoA lyase like 1 (gene hmgcll1). The transcript has 9 exons. Bases 466 to 1476 code for a protein of 336 amino acids. Gene Ontology annotation, biological process: ketone body biosynthetic process; L-leucine catabolic process. Gene Ontology annotation, molecular function: hydroxymethylglutaryl-CoA lyase activity. Lineage: Eukaryota; Metazoa; Chordata; Actinopteri; Gadiformes; Gadidae. The record is from RefSeq and is a predicted model, not a curated record.